AUGCGUGAGGAGCACGGGCGGGGCUCGCGCCGCCGUGAGGGCGGGACUGGGGGAGCCCUCAGAGCAGCUCACGGGCGCCGUGAGGGCGGGACCGGGGGAGCCCUCAGAGCAGCUCACGGGCGCCGUGAGGGCGGGACUGAGGGAGCCCUCAGAGCAGCUCACGGGCGCCGUGAGGGCGGGACUGAGGGAGCCCUCAGAGCAGCUCACGGGCGCCGUGAGGGCGGGACUGAGGGAGCCCUCAGAGCAGCUCACGGGCGCCGUGAGGGCGGGUCCGGGGAGCCCUCAGAGCAGCUCACGGGCGCCGUGAGGGCGGGUCCGGGGAGCCCUCAGAGCAGCUCACGGGCGCCGUACGCGUCACCACGAGCCCGACGGCGUUGUCCGAACGCUCCUGGAACUCUGUCAGCCUCGGGGCUGUGA
Messenger RNA from Taeniopygia guttata (zebra finch), 417 nucleotides. NCBI's taxonomy places the organism in Eukaryota, Metazoa, Chordata, Aves, Passeriformes, Estrildidae. The record is from RefSeq and is a predicted model, not a curated record.